UUGAAACUUUGGGGUAAACGUAUAAAUUUCGCAUCCAGUCAUUACACGCAAUUCGCAUUUUCUGGUCGAAGUCGUCAUGGCACGUUCAGCCCUUACGACUCUACAGGUCGUGUUAUGCCUCCUGAGCCUGGCAUUCGCGACGACACCACUUAUUUCCUCAAAUGGCCAAUCCACCACAAUACCAACCUGGAAACUGCAAUCGUCCUCCAAACUUAAUGUCGAUAUCUCGAAACUCUCCUCUCCCUCGCUUGAUACAUCUUCUUGGUACACCCUAGGCUCGCAUGGCACAUUAAUGGCUGCUCUUCUUGAGAGCAACGCCUACAAAGACACCGACCUUUUCUAUUCCGCCAAUCUCCAAAAAGUGGAUUAUUCACAAUUCCAAGUCCCCUGGUUCUACCGAUCAGAAUUCGCUCUGAACGCUACUCAAGAACCUGAGACGCAUUUCCUGCUCUCCACCAACGGCGUCACAUCCCGAGCAGAUGUCUACAUCAAUGGGAAACUCGUAGCAGACAAAAACACCCAAGCAGGUGCAUAUGCAGGGCACACCUUUUCCAUCACGGAUGCAAUUAAAGAUGGCACGAAUAUUCUCUUGAUCCGCGUGUACCCAACAAAUUACGACCGGGACUUAGCCCUCGGAUUCGUAGACUGGAAUCCCUACCCGCCAGACAAUGGCACCGGAAUCUGGCGUGACAUCGAUGUGACGCGCACAGGCGCUGUAUCUCUCUCUGCUCCACGCGCCAUUUCAAUGAAGUCCGGGCGGGGGGAUGCAGUGAAUCUAAGCCUGAAGGUUGAUAUGCAGAAUUUGGAGUCGAAGGAGAUAUGGGGGGAGAUGGUGUGUACGGUUACAGAUCCAGCCGGUAAAGAGAUGGAACAGCACCCAGCGAUGAAUUUCACGCUUCCUGCAAAAGCUGCAAAGACUGCGACUCUUAAUAUGACGAUUACGAGCCCGCAGAUCUGGUGGCCAGCGCAGUGGGGAAGUCAAUCGUUGUAUAGUUUCUCUUGCGUGGCAUACACGACAUUGUCCAAGUCGGCCAUCACGACACCCACGAAAUUCGGUAUCAGAACUGUGACAUCAACACUCAGCGCCACAAAUGAUACCACAUUCUUCGUCAACGAAAAACCUUUUCAAGUCUUAGGUGCGGGCUACACAUCCGACAUUUUCUUGCGCUUCGAUAUCGAGAAACUCCGCGCGCAGUUCAAAUACAUGCUCUCUAUGGGCUUGAACACGGUGCGCUUGGAAGGCAAACAAGAACACCCUGCGUUAUACUCUCUGGCCGACGAAAUGGGGCUCAUGGUAAUGGCUGGCUGGGAGUGUUGCGACAAAUGGGAAGGCUGGGCAUACAACGACGAAGGCUCUGGUCAAAAAUGGACCGCCCCUGAUUACACUAUCGCGAACGCCUCUAUGCGACAUGAAGCCGCAAUGAUGACUUCCCACCCAUCCACCCUCGCUUUCCUCGUGGGAUCAGACUUCUGGCCUGAUGAUAAAGCAACGAAAAUCUACGUCUCGGCAUUGCAGGCGUAUGACUGGCAAGCCCCGAUCAUAGCCUCAGCCUCCCAACGCGGCUUCCCGUCGCUCCUUGGAAACGGGGGCAUGAAAAUGGACGGCCCAUACGACUGGGUUCCGCCAAACUAUUGGUACGGCAGUGAACUCGGUGCUGCAUUCGGCUUUGGCUCAGAACUCGGAGCCGGAGUCGGCACACCCGAACUCUCAUCUCUCAAGAAAUUCCUGUCCUCUGCCGACCUCGCAGAUCUCUGGAAAGCGCCGAACAAGGGCUUGUAUCAUAUGAGCACGAACGUAUCCUCCUUCUACACCCGCGAAAUCUACAACACGGCCUUAUGGAAGCGAUAUGGCGCGCCAACCAGUCUACCAGAUUACUUGCUGAAAGCUCAGAUGGCGGACUACGAGGCCACGCGCGCGGAAUUCGAAGCGUAUGCCGCGAAAUGGUCUAAUCCGGCCCGUCCUGCUACUGGCCUGAUUUACUGGAUGUUGAAUAACGCGUGGCCGAGCUUGCAUUGGAGUCUUUUUGACUAUUACCUCCAUCCAGCAGGAUCGUACUUUGGCACUAAGACGGGGAGUAGGAUUGAGCAUGUUGCGUACGAUUAUGCGGAUAGUUCGGUAUAUUUGAUAAACCGGAGUCUUGAUAAAUCGGGCCCGAGGACCGUGGAAGUUGAACUCUUGUCGCUCAGCGGGUCACGGGUUUCCUCACAAACGGUCACUGCUACCACGGCGCCGAAUCACAGUAAGAAAAUCCUGGAUAAAGUCCCCGGACUGGACAAACUUAAAGACAAGGACACCGCGCUUCUCCGCCUUCUGCUAAAAAACGGAAACGAGAUCCUUAGCCGAAAUGUAUACUGGCUAUCCCCUAAACCUGAUGUCCUUGAUUGGCGGAAUUCGACGUGGUAUUCCACGCCCGUUACUUCGUAUACUUCCUACACAGCGCUAAAUGAUCUUGAGUCCGCGAACGUGGCGAUUACGUCGACGAGUCAGGGUGUGGGGAAUGCUACUGUCUGUUUAGAGAAUAAGGGGAGUGUUCCGGCUGUUUUUGUUAAGCUCAAUCUAGUGGAUGCAGGGGGAAAGGAUGUUGUGCCCGUGUUCUGGGAGGAUAAUUAUGUUACUCUGUUUCCACAGGAGAAGAUUGAGGUGCGAGUGGAGUAUUCUAGGAGCUAUGCGGGUGCUAAGAUUGAGGUUUUAGGGAGGAAUGUUGGGAGUCAGGUUGUUGAGAUUGGGAAGUGAGGACAGAUGUUUGGGUAGGGUUUUUAGAGCUAAGGGAUGGAGGAUGAGUAUAGCUGCGGAUCAUCCUACUAGCGAAGCUUAGUAGAAAGCAAGUAGUGAUAAU
This is a messenger RNA of Lindgomyces ingoldianus, 2837 nucleotides long. RefSeq names its product glycoside hydrolase. The transcript has a single exon. Gene Ontology annotation, molecular function: hydrolase activity, hydrolyzing O-glycosyl compounds. Gene Ontology annotation, biological process: carbohydrate metabolic process. The record is from RefSeq and is a predicted model, not a curated record. Lineage: Eukaryota; Fungi; Ascomycota; Dothideomycetes; Pleosporales; Lindgomycetaceae. The coding region runs from base 77 to 2734 and encodes 885 amino acids.